AUGGACGAUAACGUAUCGCCAGAGGCAUUGCUUACAGGCCAUAGGAAGCUGAGGACCCCGGUACAAGUGGUCCCGUUCCCAGGGAGAAAACCCGUGGCUCCAUUGGAAGGCCAUGCUGACGACGACUUGGAGGCUGACGGCGGAGGCGGUGCUUGGAGAAGAGACCAAGCGGUACCCGCGGGGGAAAGCCCACGCUGGGCGGGCGGCGCGGACGAUGGGCCUAUUGACAGCAGCGGACAUCGUCGGGAUAUUGUGCGGAACACGUCGUACAUGCCGCGCCACCAUAAGUCGGAGGUUAACCCGUUCAUCAACCUGACGAUGCACCUCCCAUGGUACCAGUACCUGAAGAUGGUGAUCGUGGGCGUCACCAUACUGCCGUUCCGCAUCUUGUUCACCAUCGUCAACGUGUUCUUCAUGUGGUGCUUUGCCACUCUGGCUCUGGCGGGACUGUCAGAGGAGGGAAGAGAAAAGCCCUUCAGCAAGUGGCGUCGAGCGCUGAAGCACCCCAUCUGCUGGUGCCUUCGAUUUCAGUGUGCGCUCUUCGGCUUUUGGUGGAUUUCGGUCAAGGGGGAGUGCGCGGACAAGGAAGAUGCCCCGAUCAUCGUGUCCAAUCACGUCUCGCCGUUCGAGCCGUUCUACCUCGUCAGCAAGACGCAGGCCACUCCGGUGCAGCGGAUAGAGGACUCGCGGGCGCCGAUCGUGGGGACUAUUCAGAAGGCCAUGCAGAUUAUGUUUGUCGAUCGGGCAAAUCCUGCGUCGAAGAAGAAGUGUCUCCAGACAAUCGAGGAGCGAAGCGACCCGGCGUCGACCUUCCCUCGGGUGCUGGUCUUUCCGGAGGGGACCUGCACCAACCAGCGCGCUCUCAUCACCUUCAAGCACGGGCCGUUCAUCACGGGACAGAACAUCCAGCCGGUUACGGUUCGAUAUCCGCGGACGGACGGGCAUCUGGACCCGUCUUACCCUGCGGUAUCGCCAUCUCUGGUGGCGCUAGCUUUGAGGGUUAUGUGCCAGGUCUGGAACUGCAUGGAGAUCGAAUAUCUUCCUGUUUACGUGCCGACGGCCGAAGACAGGGACAAUUCCACCCUCUUCGCUCAGCACGUUCAGGAAUACAUGUCGCGGAGCCUUGGUGUCCCCGCAACGCAACACGCCUUCGAAGACGUGGCGCUCCAGUUCCAGGCCAUGAAGAUGAACCUAAACCCAGAGGAUGCCGUGGUGGAGUGGAGCCGUGUCCGGCAGUCGUUGGUCGGGCUCGAUGCCGGUACGGCGAAGGAGUACCUCAUCUCGUUCUUCGAGAUGGACGGGGAUAAAGAUGGAAGGCUUUCUCUAGAGGAAUUCUGCGCGCCUUGGAAGCGAAAGCGAGACGAGGAGGCGGAGAAACAGUCACGGGCCGCCAUGUUUCUCGCCGAGCAGAGGGAGGAGCAAAAACAAGCCGAGCACGAGAAGCAGGAAGCGCUGGCGGUACGGGCGACCGUGGCGUACACGGCCCCGGGGGGAGGGAAAGGGGGAAGCGGCCGCCGCGAGGACGACCAGCUCGGGCCGCAGGGGGGCGGCGUUAGUGCCCUGGAGGAAGGCAGGGGAGAAGGGGGAGGACAGGAGCGGGUCCCUUCUUGGUCGCUGAACCGCCCCGAAGAAGGUAUCCAUGGGCAAGGGGGGUCGCAUUCCGUUCCUCUUUGGCCUCCAGCGGCAGCAGCAGCACGUGGUCAAGGCGACGCUCUUGCCGCCGACGAGGGGGGACCACCCGAAGGCGCAAGAAGCACGACCGGGAGCGGCGCCGAACCGUGCGCCGCGGAGGACGAGGAGGAGUUGGAGGAAGAGAUGGCGUUAGCCGCGGCGGCAGCGGCGGCGGCGGCGGGGCUGCCCGGGCUCCUCCGGGAGGAGGAGAUGGAGAGGGCCUACGAAAUCUUCUGCGGAGGGGAGGAGCUGACGUUCCAAAAGAUUCUUGACCGGCAUCGGGGUGCUCGGGGGGUUGACGCGCGAAGGGAGGGUGGGACUGUUCAAGUUCAUUUAUUCGAUGUUGGAGGGGAGGCGACCGAGACCUCUUCCGCGGCAAGAGCUGGAGACUUUCAUCCGGCGGCUUCGACCAGACCUUACAGAGAAAGCGGCGAGGAGGCUCUUCGACAAGACGGCGGAGCUGAGGGGAGGCGGGGACGUUACGCGAGAAGGCUUCUUGGCCUUCGCCGAGCAGAACGGGUCCAUCCUCAGCGUGUACCAGGCCAUGCUGCUCAACGACAUCUUGGGCGUGGAGCGCGACAUCGUCGAGUUCGGGGUUGCUGCGGGCGAGGACUUCGGCGGGCUCGCCGUCGACACGACGGAGCUCGAGCGCACCCUUGACGAACUCGUCGGCCCAAGCGCCCUCGUUUAACCCUCGCUCGUGUCACGCUCGUGAGGCGCCCCUCCCUCGCUCACUCUUCCGUUGCCUGACACUGUUUGAAGAGAUUCCCAACCAGCUCGUUCGGAGGGGCUGGGGUGCAGCCUGUACGCUGGGCGACGGAGUCGGCCGGCGGCCGAUUGGCGCCCUUGCUACUGGUGUUUUGGGGUCCCGCCUGGCUGACGUCUGGCUCUACGAGGGCGAGUGAGUGAGCGCUGCCGUGGGGCUGGUUGGGCACCAUGUAGGCGGCGGCGGCGGCGGCUACGCGCGUGACUAAUGGCGUGAGGUUUUGGUUGGUUCGCCAACGAAAGGGGGGCGGAACAGCAGUGAGUGGUGUUGGUGCUGGCGGCGGAAGUUGUAGCCUCAGUAGGUUGACACGGCUGCACGGGCUGCCAUUUUGGGGACACCACUAUUAUUGUGAGAGUUGGCCAUGCCACGUUGCGGGUGUCCCAGCCGUCGAGCGCGAAGCUGGGCAGCGCAUGCCGUCAGCGGCGAGUGGGGGGCCAUCUGCCGCGUGCUUUUGUUGAUGUUGUUUUUGGCCCCGUCGUUAGGAUGGCCCGGCAAAAAAUGUUGAACUAUAUAAUUCGGGGAUACUCUGUUAGCAAACCCUGAGAUGUUAUACGGGAUGAUGUGCCAACUGGUUUUUCGUGCGAG
Messenger RNA from Ectocarpus siliculosus, 3022 nucleotides. Lineage: Eukaryota; Phaeophyceae; Ectocarpales; Ectocarpaceae. The record is from the annotation of a GenBank genome assembly.